Messenger RNA from Apis mellifera (honey bee), 2588 nucleotides. RefSeq lists its product as uncharacterized. The transcript has 9 exons. The record is from RefSeq and is a predicted model, not a curated record. Lineage: Eukaryota; Metazoa; Arthropoda; Insecta; Hymenoptera; Apidae. The coding region runs from base 1 to 2550 and encodes 849 amino acids.
AUGGAAAUAAAUCAAAUUAAUAAUUUAUUAUUGAAAGAAAAUAUACAUAAAUUAUUAGAAAUGUGUGCUUCAACAACUAACAAAGGAAUAUGUGCUUCAGAUUUGACAGAAAUAUUUUGUAAACUUGAAGAUUGUAAUCAAUCAAAGUUGACAAUUGGAAUGUUUUUUGAAUUUAUGAAACUUGCAUAUCAAGUUAAUAAUAAUUGUGAAAAUUUAACUACAAUAUUGACUUCAAUAAAUAAGAUUGAUUGGAGUAAAUUAGCAAAAAUUGAUUUAGAUUGUACUACACAAAAUUAUAAUAGCACAGAUGAAAAAUAUAUUAAUAGUGAUGUCAUGCAGAAACAUAAAAGUACUAAUGCAACAAAAGAAAUUUCAUCUGAAACAAAUAAUACCAAUAUUAAAUAUUCUGUACAUUGCAUUGUACCUUCAGAUGCAAAGUUUAAAAAUGAAUCAAUAGAUAUUUAUAAUCAAAAUUUAAUAACUGAUUUUGAAAAAUGCAAUCAAGUAGGGGAAACUUCAUUACAAGUAGAAGAUGCAAAGAUUAUAAAAUCUGUAGAUACAACUAAAAAUUUGUUAAUUACCUUAAUGAAGACAAAUUUAAGUGAUGUAUUACAUGAAGGUUUAUUAGAUUCUGUAUUGCCAUAUAUGAUUCCAAAACCUACUAUUUCACAACCUAUUAUUAAAAAAUCUAUUACAAAUACUGAAGUAAAGAAAAGUAAUUCAUUAAGUAAUAAUAUUGAAACAAGAACGAUUACAAAUGUUGCACAUAAAGAAAAAGAUAAGAAAUUGAGUAAAAGAUCAAUUGACAAUGAAGUGGAAAUUCAUGUUUGCGAUGAAGAAAAGAAUAUUAAAAAAAAUUUCCGUUGCCCUCAAAAACUUCUUAUUCAAAAAAUGCGUUAUUUUGCUGAUGUGACAGCAGGUCAAAAAUUGGAAGAAAUAGAUAUAUCAGUUCAUUGUGAUGUUACAAUUUUUGAUUGGUUAAUGAGAUGGGUGAAAAAAGAUAUUAUAAAAAAAUCAGAAUGGCCAAUUUUGGAAAUUAAUAAUGUUAUUCCAAUAAUGGUGUCAGCAUCUUUUUUACAAAUGGAACCAUUAUUAGAAAGUUGCUUACAAUAUUGUCAUGAUAAUAUGUCUGAUAUAUUGAAAACAUCAACAGUUUUAACUGGUUUAGAUGAUAAUCUUUUAAUAAGAUUAGUAGAACAAUUUACAAAUGAAGAUGUUGAAGCAUUGAAAGAUAAAAAAGAUAAAAUUCAAAGUAAAUUAUUUUGUAAAUUGAUUAUGUCUCUUGUUGAAGUAAUGCCAGAUAACAAAAAAGGACAUUAUAGUUCUUUAGCAACAUUAUUUAAAUGUAGUAAAUGUGGGAAAAAUAUUAUUCAAUCAGUUUCUAAUUAUGUACCAUGUAUUUCAAGUGCAAUGAAAAUUGAUAAUUAUGGAAAUAUUCAUAGUAAACACAUAAGAGAUUUAACAUGGACUUUAAAUGAUUACAUUAUUACUCUUCGAACGGAGUUACGUUCGUGGCGUAAAGUUUAUUGGAGGUUGUGGGGUGAUUGUCAUUUUUUAUUUUGUACACAGUGUAAUAUAUAUUUUCCAAUUCAUCAAUAUGAAUGGUGCUGCUAUCAUGCAGAAUUUCCACAAUUUUUUAUUAAUGAACAACAGCGACCUAUACCAUUUCCUUUAGGCAGAUACCCUUGUUGUAGUCAAAGAGCAUAUAAAUUUGAAGUAUUACCAAAUCACGAAGGUUGUAGGUAUAGGGAACAUAUCCCAGAUAUUAGGACACAAAGAGAUAUAAGUAUAUUGAAUAUUUUUACAGUACAUAGAGAAGUAAUAGUUAUGGAACCACCACAAUUAUUUUUCCCAGAAAAAAUUACUAGACUAGUAGCUCGUGAUGUAUCACUUCAACCAGGAAAAUUAAUGUGCAAAGAUGUAAUGUGGUGGGUUGGUUUAGAAAUUGCUCCACCUCGACCAAAACUUGGACUUUUAGGAAAAAUUUGGAGUGGAUCAGGAUUUCGACGUUUAUCCCAAAUGCAAGAUUUACAAAAAUCAUUACAAAAAAUUCGUCAGCAAGUUUCUAUUACAACUGAUACUUCAUCAAUUACAUCUUCGAUAACAGAUAGUGAUAUAGAUGAUGGUAUUACAACUUAUGAAAAUACUAGCAUUGAUGAAGAAUCAAAUCAAAGUGAAGAAUCUCAUGCAUGGUCUUCAUUAAAAUCAAAAAAUAAAAUUAAAAAAAAAUUUAGAAAUGAAAUAAUGUGGAGAAAUAAUGGUCGAUCUUGGAGUGGUAAUUUAAAUGUAAGACAUAAUCAAGAUAAUCAAAGAGAUUUCGAAGAAAGUGCAGCUUUACAAAUGAUAGCACUUCUAACAAAAAGAAUAUCUGCAGAUUCUUCUUCAUUAUUUAAAUCGUCUAAUAAACAUAAUCGGAUAAAAAAACAAUUAAAUGCAGGAGGGAUUUAUACAAAAUUGGAAACUGAACUUCGUGAUCAACUAAAUCAGUCUUAUAAAAAUAAAAAUAUAACUGGGAAGUAUUUUCUACGUUCAAAAUUAAAUAAAUCAUAAGUAUUUCAGACUAGUAUAAUUGUUAUUAAAUGUUUUGU